Messenger RNA from Manduca sexta (tobacco hornworm), 1742 nucleotides. Its product is annotated as phospholipase A2. NCBI's taxonomy places the organism in Eukaryota, Metazoa, Arthropoda, Insecta, Lepidoptera, Sphingidae. Gene Ontology annotation, biological process: phospholipid metabolic process; arachidonate secretion. The transcript has 4 exons. The record is from RefSeq and is a predicted model, not a curated record. The coding region runs from base 37 to 609 and encodes 190 amino acids.
UCUAUUACCUUAAUUUCUCAUUUAACUAUAAAAGAAAUGAAUAAAUUCACUGCAGUGUUCGUUUUUUUUGUUGUUAUAUUCGGAUCCCACAGAUGUUGGGAGAUUGCAGAUGGUGACAACCCGACUUGGGAUAAUAGCAUCUUUGAUGAAGAUAUAGAGGAUAUUAACAGUGAAGAAGUGGCUCGGCAGAAGUUCAGUCUCAUCUUUCCAGGUACAAAAUGGUGUGGCGCCGGUAAUAUUGCUGAUAGCUACGACGAUCUCGGCUCGGCCAGGGAGACCGACAUGUGCUGCAGGGAGCACGACAACUGCCCAGACCUUAUCCUCGCCGGAGAGACCAAAUACAACCUCACCAACUCUGCUUUCUACACGAGAUUGAACUGUCAGUGUGACGAGAAAUUCCGUCUAUGUCUCCACAAUGCUACCAGCAAAAUAGCGAACAAGGUCGGAAAGAUUUACUUCAAUGCUCUUGGCACCAAGUGCUACAGAGAGGACUACCCAGUCACCGGAUGCAACACAUACGGCGGAUGGUUCAAUAGGAAAUGUGUGGAGUAUUCGUACAACACGACCGCAGUCCGGCUCUACCAGUGGUUCGACGUCAACAACUACUAAAGACCCUUAUAAUGUUAACAGUAUAGUUCAAACAUUUGAACAAGUAAUUUAAAAAUCUUUUUUUUUUCUCCUUGUUAUUAAAAGGAGAAGGCUAAGACUCUCAGCUUUGCAGCCUAGUCUGUUGCUUCUUUUCCACGAAGUACAUUCUAAAUUCAAAUAAAUUAUAACCUAUUGUUUUUAUAUCGCUAAAAAGGCAAUUAUAUCUAAGCAACAGUCAAUCAACUUUUGAGUAGAGCGAUAUAAUGUUAUGAUUUUAAUAGGAUAAUUUAUAACAAUUAAACUUUUACUUCAUAAAAAUAUAGUCCAAUGUUAUUGAAAUUGUCCUAGCUCUACAAAAUCUAGAAAUCUAGUCGUCUAUCAAACGACGCAAAAACUCUGGAGAUUCCAAAUAUUUGUAUAACUCAUUCUCUGUAUAUAUGUCGCUUAGAUAUACAUAAUUGCCUUUCAAGUGUCAAUAAUAUUUUUAAGUAACAUCAUUUUUGUCAGUCAGGGCCCUUAUUCUGUAUGAUAGUGUAAACGCGUAACGCGGCCGUGUCAUGUUAUCUUCGAGAAAUGUGCGUGGAAUGGUAUUCUGUAAGCCAAAUUUCUAUAGUCCUAAACAUGACGCGUUGUGUUACGUGCUUGUUACGCACUGUUAAAAUAACGUGCGGGAUAGAGAAUAAGGCCCCUGGUGAUAUUCUGGUGGGAAAUUUUGUAAAAAAUAUUAUUAUGAGGCCAAUGUAAAUACUUAACUAAACUGUUAACAAAAAUUUGAAUUACGUCCUACUUAAUCUCUGAAGACUGUGUUCAUUAUAUUAGUUUAACGUAGGUAGAGAAGGCUAUAAGCUUGCUAACUUGCCAGUAUUUAUUUCUUGUCUUAAGACUAUUUAAUAAAUAUUACUAUCACCUCUAACCAAAGCAAUAGAAUAAGGAUAUGUUUUCGAAAAAAAAAUUACGUUUGUUUUAAAUUGAUUUUUUUUUUGUGAAAAUCGAAAUUCUUAAUAAACAUUUUACAGUACUUUAUAUGUAAAAAUAAUUGUAAAAUCUAUUCAAUAAUAUAUUGAACGAUGUAUUCCUUUAACUAGGUUUGUGAUACCGCCUUUAUUGUUUACCUAAUUCAUUUUCAUGUUUUAAUUAUUUAAACUCUGGUGUAU